Molecule: messenger RNA, 780 nt
Organism: Aphanomyces astaci
Lineage: Eukaryota; Oomycota; Saprolegniomycetes; Saprolegniales; Verrucalvaceae
Exons: 1
Coding region: 1-780 (259 amino acids)
Source: RefSeq, a predicted model, not a curated record
AUGUUCGUUUCUUCUGUCCAAUUUGGACCAAUCACGUUGUUGGAUUGGUUUUUGGAGCUAUGCAGCCAACAUCCCCGGUCGGGCCCGACAGGCCAACAAGCGUACGAGCGGCUCAAGAUGGUGCUGCAGUUCCACGUGUCCGGACCUGUGAACGGACAAGACAUGGACAAGUACUACCCGCGGCCGGUGCGGUCCGUGGACGCGUUCUUGAACUUUUCCGGGAUUUCCAAGGUGGACGUCAAGUUGGACCGAUGGCAAUGCGAGCAGUUGCAUUGGAUUCCAUUUGAAGCACCCGACAUUGUCGAGGCUUUCUUGCCGGGGUAUACCAUGGCUGGUAAACUCACUGGUACUCGUCAUGAUGACGACGAGCUACACGCGUUGCUGGCCGAGUUGCUGCAAGCGCAAGACCAAGUGGCGACGGAACAGAGCGACUGGCUGCGCCGUAUUCACGAUGCAGUGAGCAACGCGCCAGCCGACGCGAGUGCUGCGUUGUUAACUACAGUGAAGGACACCAUUGCGUCCAGCGACCGUACCAACGCGGCCACAAUCGACCGCCUGAACGCAACAAAUGCAGCUUUAGCCGACCAAGUGCACGCUCUCUUGGCGCGCGUCGAGGAAGUGGACGCGCGCAAUGGCAUGCGAGAGAUGCAAGCGAACACACUCAAGGAAAACAGUGUGUUGGGCGACUACAAAGAAGUGAUGGCGGUGCAAGCGCUGUUCGUCGUCGCCAUGCUCGGCUACUGUGUGUGGAAUGCCCGCCGCGGCCGGUCGUCGUCGUAG